This is a messenger RNA of Corythoichthys intestinalis (scribbled pipefish), 598 nucleotides long. RefSeq names its product E3 SUMO-protein ligase ZBED1-like. The record is from RefSeq and is a predicted model, not a curated record. The transcript is spliced from 3 exons. NCBI's taxonomy places the organism in Eukaryota, Metazoa, Chordata, Actinopteri, Syngnathiformes, Syngnathidae. Gene Ontology annotation, molecular function: DNA binding. The coding region runs from base 98 to 490 and encodes 130 amino acids.
UGUGGGCGGACCGACUUCCCCCACCCCUCCCCUCGCCCCUCACAGCAAAGCAGCAGCUCAUAGCAGCAGUUCAGCUCGGGGAAAGAUACGAGGAAAAAUGACGGCAGCUCCUACAGAGCCGCAGCCUACAACUAGCGGGCUGCAAAACCAGCCAAGGCUCGUUGAGAAAGAAGACGCACGAAGCGAAAUAUGGAGGUACUUCGCUUACCGUGCCGACGAAGAAGGAAACGCGGCGGACACAUCAAAGCCCGUGUGUAAAAGAUGCCAUAACGCCACACAUGCGAAAGGUUCCAACACAUCCAACUUGGCGAAACAUCUUGCGGACAACCAUCCCGAUUUGUACCAAGAAUUCAAAGAACGACAGGCUGGAGACCAGACGGGGGGAAGCGACGACAGCUGCGAGCCAUUAAAAUCAGCCGCCUACAAAAGCCUGAUCGUCGUUGCCACUCGUCGCCAGACCGACUCUUUCGGCAUUCCCGAUUCUCCAUGACUUCUCCCUGACCUGUACCGUUGCCUGAUAUCAAAGCUACACUUGCCAGCUGCCACCCGCCGUGCACGUGCGCUGCUGUGAUCUUCUGCGCGCACCUGUCAAUAAACC